AUGCAUACCGCACUGCUACACAAGCGUCUGGCACUGAGGUAUCCGACAUCUCCAACUUUUUGCUCCAGUGCGACACCAAGGUCGGCAAUUCCCUGCGCCUUGCACGUGGGGAGCACACGCGCGGCAGCAUCAAAAAGUGUUCCGACGAAAAUUGGCGCCGAGAAGAACCUGUCAGGCAGCCGUAAGAGGCCGGCUUUAUUCGCCGCCGUCGUCAACUCCGGCUUUGCCCCGACGUGCUCAUUACAGCGAGUAGCGCGAGCUCCUAGAAAACGCAUCGCAAAGCCGGAGAUCCUCGCUCCCGCGGGAGAUUGGCCACAGCUGCGUGCCGCUGUCAACGCCGGAGCGGAUGCAGUGUACUUCGGCCUAAACGCCCUAAACGCACGAGCUCGAGCUCCUAACUUCGACGUAGCUGAACUACCAGCCGUAAUGAACUUUCUGCACGAGCAUGACACACGCGGCUUCGUAACCAUGAACGUUCUUGUCUACGACGAGGAGCUUUCACAGGCGGAAUCCAUAAUCCGUGCUGUAGCUGCUGCAAGUGUCGACGCUGUCAUCGUGCAAGACAUUGGUCUUGUCUCGCUGGUCCGGCGCGUCGCUCCUAACCUUUCGAUCCAUGGCUCCACGCAGAUGAGCGUCACGUCCCCUGAAGGUGCCGAAUUUGCUCGGGAGCUUGGGUGCAGUCGUGUUGUGGUUGGGAGGGAGCUCAGCACCAGAGACAUAUCAACUUUUUAUGAAGCAACAGACGUGGAGAUUGAGGUGUUUGUUCACGGCGCGUUAUGCGUGUCUUACAGUGGACAAUGUUUUAGCAGUGAGGCCUGGGGCGGCCGAAGUGCCAAUAGAGGGCAAUGCGCUCAGGCUUGCCGCUUGCCGUAUGGCCUGGUUGUGAAUGGGCACAUCAAAGAUAUGGGAGAUGUGAAGUACCUACUGUCGCCACAAGAUUUGAUGGCGGUUGAAAUGGUCCCCGAGCUUAUCAACGCAGGCGUGGCGUGUUUCAAAAUCGAAGGGAGGCUUAAAGGUCCGGAAUAUGUUGCGCUGACAACAUCUAUGUACCGACGCGCAACAGAUGAAGCCUGGGAGGCACGAGGUGGGGACAACAGGGAUGGGCCUUGGCCACACAAGUCAAAGUGGGUAUUAUCAGACGCAGAUCGAAUUGAUCUUGCACAGGUUUUUGCGCGGGGCCAAGACGCUGAUCAUGACGGCUUAACCCCUGGAUUUUUGGAGGGGCCGAUGCAUCAGCGUCUCGUUCGCGGUCGCGCACCGAAGCACAGAGGGGUUCUGAUUGGCAAAGUCAUCGGUUGCAAUACCCGCUGCGGCGUCAGAGUCACAGUCCGACUUCGAGGAAGUGCCGAGGUGAAGCGCGGAAUCGGGGUAGUCUUUGAUCGUGGAGCCCCAAACGAGCCCGAGGCCGGCGGAUAUGUAUACGAAGUAAUUGAUCCAUCUACAGGGCAAUCUGUAGCCAGGACAGCGGCAGAUGCUGUGUGCGAAGGAAUUUAUGAGCUGACCUUCUCGGAUAAUGUAUCAUCUUCGUGGGGAAAAGCUGCAGCGCGGGAUAGGAACCCUGUGAUGCCAGCACCAGGCGACUUGGUUUGGCGCAGCAGUGAUCCAGAACUUGAGACUCGGCUACGAAAAAUGGCCACAGAGAGUUUGCCUCAACAGAAGCGAGAGCCUGUGACAGUCCGGCUGUCAAGCGGUGGCGUGGGUUACCCUCUUAGCAUCGCGAUAAUUGAUGGCGAAGGCCGUGAAGGUGUCGCUUCCACGACCGCGCUGCUCCAGCCAGCAGAUAAUGCACCUUUGUCAUUUGCAUCAAUUGCCAAAAUGAUAGGUCAUUUAGGGGGGACUCCAUUCGAUGUCGGUCAACUUGAUGUCAGUGGAUUAACGGGCCUUGAUGCGGGUGUAUUCAUGUCGGCCCGUGAGGUAAAAAGGGCACGGCGUGAGGCGGUUGAAGUGCUGCUCGUGCUGCGUCGUGCAUCUUCUACUUCCCCAGCAAUAGUUCUGUCAGACGAUGCCGCGCUGACAACUAUGUUGGAAGAAGUGACGUGGUGGGGCGAUGCCAUCAGUAAAGUUGAGGCAGCGCCAGAAAACUGGGCCACACAUGAGCUGGCUUGUAAUCAGACAAACGGGCCUUUCCUGAGCCUACUAUGUCGGACAAAAGAACAAGCAGUUUCGGCUUUAAAUGUGCCAUGGCUCAAAGAGAUCGUCCUGGACUUCCUCGAGGUGCACGGCUUGCAAGACAUGGUACGUUCGGUGCAGGCGAGCGGCCGCACCGCCGUCGUAGCCACGCCGCGGGUGCUCAAGCCAAACGAGGAGAAGUUGUGGCAAUUUUACAUCAAAAUCAAACCAGAUGCACUCUUGGUCCGAUCGUCAGGAUUGAUGCGAACGUUGACGCAUUUGAGAGGUUUGGAAAGCGGAGCUCUUAAAAUUCCUCCUCUUCGUGGUGAUUUUUCUUUAAAUGCCGCCAAUGCUCUUGGUGCAUCCACUUUACUCCGCAGGGGUAUGCUUCAAAGGUUGACUCCUACACAUGAUCUCAACGCGAAACAACUAGUGGCGUUGUCUAACGCUCUUGGACCUGCGGGCGCGUCAAAGCUAGAAGUCGUUAUUCACCAGCACCUCCCCAUUUUUCACACCGAACACUGCGUCUUUUGCCGGUUUCUAUCUACGGGCAACAGCUACAAAGACUGUGGGCACCCAUGCGAGACGAAUGUCGUGCACCUCAGAGAUGGCGAAGGCGCGGAUCACCUUGUUCUGGCAGAUAUGGGCUGUCGCAACACUGUGUUCAAUGCGAGCGUGCAAAGCGGUGCUGAGUUUGCGGUCGCCUUUUUGAGAGCCGGAGUGCGUCACUUCCGCGUAGAGCUAGUGGACGAGCCUUCCGACGUGGUCGUGGACAUUCUUGAAGCAUAUCGCAGAGUCUUACUCGGGGAAAGAAAAGGUACUGAUGUGGUUGAGUGGGUUGGUAUGCUGCCGGACGCCAACGGGAAUAGUCAUGGUUCAGGACGAGGAUCACUUGAGAUAAAAAAAGAAAUUGACCGGAACACGAUGAAACAGACGGCGACAGCGGCGCGCGAUGUGCAAGCAAGCAGGACUUGA
Messenger RNA from Micromonas pusilla CCMP1545, 3084 nucleotides. It is a transcript of the gene PEPU32, whose product is annotated as peptidase family U32. Bases 1 to 3084 code for a protein of 1027 amino acids. The record is from RefSeq and is a predicted model, not a curated record. NCBI's taxonomy places the organism in Eukaryota, Viridiplantae, Chlorophyta, Mamiellophyceae, Mamiellales, Mamiellaceae. The transcript has a single exon.